This is a messenger RNA of Cheilinus undulatus (humphead wrasse), 1225 nucleotides long. It is a transcript of the gene rcl1, whose product is annotated as RNA terminal phosphate cyclase-like 1. Gene Ontology annotation, biological process: endonucleolytic cleavage of tricistronic rRNA transcript (SSU-rRNA, 5.8S rRNA, LSU-rRNA); ribosome biogenesis. Lineage: Eukaryota; Metazoa; Chordata; Actinopteri; Labriformes; Labridae. Bases 90 to 1208 code for a protein of 372 amino acids. The record is from RefSeq and is a predicted model, not a curated record. Gene Ontology annotation, molecular function: RNA endonuclease activity. Gene Ontology annotation, cellular component: nucleolus. The transcript is spliced from 9 exons.
GUGGCUUACCGUACCUUCGUCUACCACCAACAUUUUCCUGUGCAAACACACGUGGAUUUCGACUGACGCCAGGCAGAAACAACAAUAACAUGGCAAGCCACGGGCUCACUUAUGACGGCUGCAAUUUCUUCAGACAGCGGCUGGUUUUAUCAACACUCAGUGGGAAACGAGUGAAAAUAAAGAACAUCAGGUCUAAAGAUGACAACCCGGGGCUCCGCGAUUUUGAGGCCAGCUUCGUCAGACUGUUGGACAAAGUGACCAAUGGCUCCAGAAUAGAGAUCAACCAAACAGGUACGGUGUUGUUCUAUCAGCCUGGCUUGUUGUUUGGUGGUACUAUAGAUCAUGACUGUAACAUGCAGCGCUCUAUCGGAUAUUACCUGGAAGCUUUACUCAUGCUGGCUCCAUUCAUGAAGACGUCUCUGAAGGCUACACUGAGGGGCGUCACCAACGACCCCACUGACCCAACAGUCGACCUGCUUAAGUCCUCCGCUCUCCCUGUAAUGAAGAAGUUUGGCAUCGAUGGAGAGGGUUUUGAUCUCAAGGUGGUGAAGAGGGGUAUGGCACCUGGUGGAGGAGGAGAGGUAUUUUUCACAUGCCCAGUCCGUAGGACCAUCAGACCUGUGCAACUCACCGACCCUGGGAAGAUCAAGAGGAUCAGAGGAGUGGCAUACUCUGUACGAGUUUCCCCUCAGAUGGCCAACAGGAUCGUGGAGUCAGCCAGGGGUGUCCUUAACCAUUUUAUUCCAGACAUCUACAUCCACACAGACCACAUGAAAGGUCCCAACUCUGGCAAGUCUCCAGGUUUUGGUCUGACCUUGGUGGCAGAAACUCUGAAUGGUACCUUCUUUAGUGCUGAGAUGUCGUCCACACCGCAGGGGCAGGGAGACCCCGUACUACCAGAAGACCUAGGCAGGAAUUGUGCCAAACUACUCCUAGAGGAGAUUCACCGUGGUGGCUGCGUGGAUUCAUCCAAUCAAAGCUUGGCACUGCUCUUGAUGACCCUUGGCCAACAGGACGUGUCAAAGGUUCUGCUUGGGCCGCUCUCCCCGUACACGAUCGAGUUCCUCAGGCACAUUAGAGAUUUCUUCCAGAUCAUGUUCAAAAUCGAGGUUCAGAAGCCUUCAGAAGAAGAAAGAAAGGGGGGUGACAAAAUCCUGAUGACCUGUGUAGGAGUCGGUUUCAGCAACAUAAACAAAACUCUAAAAUAAAACUAGUUUUUCUUUUA